Messenger RNA from Striga hermonthica, 2517 nucleotides. NCBI's taxonomy places the organism in Eukaryota, Viridiplantae, Streptophyta, Magnoliopsida, Lamiales, Orobanchaceae. The record is from the annotation of a GenBank genome assembly.
AUGCUUCCUCACAAAAUUAUUCCAGUGACCAUUGUACAAUUUCAACAGAUAUGCAAAGACAAAUCUGAAGCCGAGAUCUGGUUCUUGGCCCUGCAGACAUUGGUUUCGCGGGGUAACUACAGAAAAUGGGGAACUGAAAUUAAGACGGAUGCCUCAUUGUCAGGCUAUUCAAGUGAUCAAACAGAAAAUUCUCUCUCCAUCGUGUCCAAUAGCAGCGAAGAUGCACUUCAAGAGGAGAAACAGAACCUUCAAAUAAGUGAUCUAGCAUCUGAUAGAUUGCCUCAGAAAAGACUGGAGAAAGUACUUUCUGAUAUAACCCUGCAGAAAACAUCAUCCCCGCAGUCCCCACAAAGAGAUUAUGGUCUCUUUUUUGGAAUGGUAAAUGAAAAUGUCUCCAGGAGAAACUCUGCAGAUACUUUCCGACUCAGUUCUUCCAGUGCCUUAAGCACAUUGAGUCAAGAAUCUUCUCCAGGAGAUAUUCCUUUAAGCAUCAUUUUCAUAUGUGGGGAAGGAAUUGAGGAUGGUCCGCUGGAUGGAGGCAUGUCCGAAACUGUUUCGUUAAAGAAUGCAUUUUCUCCAAAGGUUCUGGAAUCUGCUUCAACACUCGAUGCUCAACACAUUGCUCUCGGCAGUAGACAUGCGGUACUAAUCACAAGACAAGGACAUGUUUUUAGUUGGGGAGACGGCUUGGGUGGCAAGCUGGGACAUGGAUCACAAGCUGAUGUGCCUAGCCCUCAGCUCAUUAAUUCUCUUUCCGGGUCAAAAAUCGUUUCAGUCGGAUGUGGAGAAUAUCACACCUGUGCUGUAACACUAUCUGGAGACUUGUACACAUGGGGAGAUGGCGUCCACAACUCUGGCCUCCUCGGCCAUGACACCGAACUCAGCUACUGGGCUCCACGGAAAGUUAGGGGCACGUUGGAAGGCAUCUGUGUAACUUCUGUAUCUUGUGGGCCCUGGCAUUCAGCCGCUAUCACGUCACUAGGUCAGCUGUUCACGUUCGGCGAUGGGACUUUUGGCGCCCUAGGUCACGGGGAUAACUUGUGCACGGGUUUCCCGAGGGAAAUUUUGGCUCUAAAAGGACAAAAGGCUGUAAAAAUAUCUUGCGGGUUUUGGCAUACUGCUGCAAUAAUAGAGGUUUGUUCUGAAUCUCCAAAUGUCACCAACUCUCCAACUGGGAAGCUGUUCACUUGGGGAAAUGGAGACGACGGUCAGCUGGGGCAAGGUGAUAAGCUAUGCCGACUAAUUCCAAACAGUGUUACUAUGCCGAAUGACAAAAACUUCUGUCAAGUAGCCUGUGGGCAAUGUGUUACAGUUGCCCUCACCGAAUGUGGUCAAGUAUAUUCAAUGGGAAGCACUAUUUCUGGAGACACGCAUAUGUUGCCCACACGUGUCGAGGGUAAACUAAAGAACUGCUUUGUCAAAGAAAUAUCGUGCGGCUCCCAUCAUGUGGUUGCCCUGACCUCAUCAUCUGAGGUAUUCACCUGGGGAAAGGGAAAAAACGGUCAGUUAGGCCAUGGGGACAAUACCGACCGAAAUUCUCCUACUACAGUUAAAUCCUUUGAAGGGAGAAUAGUAAAGAGGGUCGUAUGUGGAAAGAAUUUUACGGCCGUAAUUUGUCUUCAGCAAUUGGUAUGCCCGUCCGACUACUCGAUUUGUGCCAGAUGUCGUAAUCCAUUUAGCUUCAAGCGCAAGCGGCACAACUGCUACAACUGUGGGUUGUUUUUCUGCAAAGCGUGUGCCAGUAACAAAUCUCUAGGAGCUUCCUUAGCUUUAAACCAGAACAAAUUGUACCGCGUGUGUGAAGACUGUUUUGCUAAGCUAAAAAAUGGUUCGGGCAACCGAGCAACCUCCCGGCCUCCAAAGUCGAGCAGUAGCCCGUGCGUGCAUGCCAGCCCUAGCAAUGAGCCAAAGAAAGACUCCUCCAAACCUAGGAAACCAGGACUAUCGUCGUUCAACUCGUUCAGGAGGUCCACCAAGCUUACUGAGGCAAAUCAGAAGAUGGAUUCAGGCAGUAGAAAUCUGAGAUGCACCAAGUCCUUCCUGUCGAGCCGCUCAACGUCCAUGUUUGAAAUCUGUGAGGGGUUGCAUGAUUCACUUCAGGAUUCGAAGCUGCAGUCGGGAUCUUCUCCUUUUUCCACAAAGUCAAGCCCAGCUGCCCUUUCACUUCCCUCUUUGCUUUGCAACAUUCCUGACCAUGAAGAAGUUGUUGAUGAUCCAAACCAAGCAACUGAAGAUCUUACAGAAGAAAUCUCUUUUUUGAGGGAACAGGUACAAGUUCUCACCCAGAAGUCCGAGUCCCUUGCAGAAGAACUCGAGAGAACAUCAAAUCAACUAAGUGAGGCCACUGCACUGUUCAAGGUCGAGUCUGGGAAAAAUAAUGCUGCAAAGGCCUCAAUAAAGUAUCUCACGGGUCAGUUGAAAGAAAUGGCUGCAAGGGCAUCUCAGGGGCCUCCUUGUCGGGCAAUAGGUCCGCUUGGUGAUAAGACAUGGCAUGUUAUAAACACUGCUUCCACAUGA